Messenger RNA from Sebastes umbrosus (honeycomb rockfish), 1837 nucleotides. Its product is annotated as claudin-4. Gene Ontology annotation, molecular function: structural molecule activity. Gene Ontology annotation, biological process: bicellular tight junction assembly; cell adhesion. Bases 697 to 1386 code for a protein of 229 amino acids. The record is from RefSeq and is a predicted model, not a curated record. Gene Ontology annotation, cellular component: bicellular tight junction; plasma membrane. Lineage: Eukaryota; Metazoa; Chordata; Actinopteri; Perciformes; Sebastidae. The transcript has a single exon.
AUGAGGACUAAACGUUGGAUUUCUGUCGACGAAGAGGUAAAAAGCUACGCCGAUUUCUAUUCUGUGUAAUCAAGCAUCACCCUUUUCAACCCUGCUGUGACAGGAUACACGCACAGCAGCAUCAGAAUCCAAGUAUCAGGUUAUAUCAGGCUGAUCCAUCUGAGGUAAGGCUACACCAUACCACGAGUGUGACACUGAAGUACACUGCAGCUCAACAAUUGGCCUCCUGGAUUUGAACCAGAGCUGAAGGCAAAGACAGACAAAAAAAAAAAAGAAAGCUUGGCUGGGAUCCAUUUCAUCCACAAGGCCGAUCGAUCCCGCCACAGGUAGCUGCACAGCCAUCGGCUGGUCAAUAAUGCAUUGACUCAAACUGAGGAAUGAAUAGCAGGGGAAAGUGCCUCUGAUCCUUUGGAAUAGGUGGACAACCGUGGAGAGGAAGCAAGUGAUUAUUUCUGGGUAACGCUUGUGAGUUGAGGACACGUGGAAGUGAAAAGCGGUGAGCAGAUGUUGAAGAGGAAGAGGAAAAGAGAAGGAAAUGGCUGCUGACAAAGUGGCGUUGGGGCAAAGACCGUAGGAAGCCAGACAGGAAGUAGACAAAAGGAGUAGACUUCGAAGACAACAAAGAAGGAGAACAAACAAAAGAACUGUAGUAGACAAAGGGGAACCCUCAGAGGUUGGCCUAGAAAAGGUGUCGUCAUGGUGAACACCGGCAUGCAGCUGAUCAGCUUCACCUGUGCGGUGACCGGCUGGAUCAUGGCGAUCGCUGUCACGGCCCUGCCUCAGUGGAAGGUCUCGGCCUUCAUCGGCAGCAACAUCCUGACCUCGGAGAUCAAGUGGGAGGGCAUCUGGAUGAACUGCAUCUACCAGACCACCGGACACAUGCAGUGUAAGACGUACGACUCCAUGUUGGCCUUGCCUCCGGACAUCCAGGCGGCCCGCGCCCUCAUGUGCCUGGCCAUCUUCAUGGGCUGGCUCUCCUGCACCGUGUCCUGCUGCGGCAUGAAGUGCACCACCUGCGCCGGCGACGACCGGCGAGCCAAGGCAGGCAUCGCACUCGCAGGCGGGGUUCUCUUCAUCCUGACCGGCCUGUGCGUGCUGAUUCCGGUCUCCUGGACCGCCAACACCGUCGUCCAGGAUUUCUACAACCCCAAUGUGCCACUGAUGCACAAAAGAGAGCUGGGUCAGGCUAUUUAUCUGGGUUGGGCGUCUGCCGUCAUUCUCAUGAUCAGUGGAGCCGUGCUGAGCAGCACCUGCCCCCUCAUGGAGAGGAGCGGCAGGUACCGCAGGGGCUACAUAGGCCGGAGCUUUGCUAAUUCACCCGCUUCAGCACCAGAUCCACCAAAACCCAUCACGUCUAAUAGUGUACCAUUAAAGGAGUAUGUAUAGGAAGAGGAGGAAGGAACACUAGUAGGCGGAGAGGGACGAAGUUCAAGAGUUGACUUUGCUUGUUUCCUAAAUUUGCCGUCUCAAGUUUUAAGUCUAUACAUUUAAAUAUAUAUAUUUCUUAAUAUAUUCAAGCUAUAUAUUUUGUAUAUCUCUUUGUAAUGUGUUAAAACGUGUCUUCAGUACUUUCACACGUGUGUUUGAAAUUUGACUUUUUACUGCACUGUGAUUUCCAGUAGUGCCUGAAGAAAGCCCAUUGCCUAUAUCGUCAGAUCAAGUUAUGACAGUUAUGAUGGCUUUAAUGAUGGCUGGUGUUGUGAAGAUUUGCAGUGAUUUCUUAAGCAGAUAUUCUCUGACAGUGUCAUUACCUCUCGAUUUGUCACAUAAAGCCUUGACUGAGUGUGCCUACAUCGAAAAGUGUGAAAUAAAACAAGUUUGUUAAAGCGUGCUUCAC